Molecule: messenger RNA, 1294 nt
Organism: Scylla paramamosain (green mud crab)
Lineage: Eukaryota; Metazoa; Arthropoda; Malacostraca; Decapoda; Portunidae
Exons: 6
Coding region: 248-1087 (279 amino acids)
Cellular component (GO): mitochondrion
Source: RefSeq, a predicted model, not a curated record
UGAUGUAAACAACACUUCUCCAGGUGAAUGUAUUACGUACAUUUCGAUUUAUAAACUAAUUUUAUAGUAGUUUUCCUUGCCAUGAGCUGUACCGUGGAGUGGUAGACAUGUGUCCGGUGCAGGGGCGUAGUGGCAGGAGGUGCUGGAUGGUGCACCAUCCAGCUUGGUUUUGGUGCUACAUGGGAACGGUUGAUCGGAGCAGGAAAGGCUGAAUCAGGAAAAGCACUUGGCAAAUCAUUAGCCACAUAUGAUGUACUGCACACUACCAUAUCAGACCCUAAGCCUACGUGUUUCUCCUUUGUGGAGGAUGGCUGCUGUAGAAACCAUAAGGGCAAUGCUGUCUGCCAGGAGUGUUCUUCGUUUGGGUCCAGCUGUGACUAGAAAGGUGAUAUUUCCACUUAGUAGCACUCCAGGCCAGAAUGCCAAAGAUGAUCUACAUCUUAAUUUUCGACGCCUGACGUUGUCUCCCAUUGAGGUGCAGCUGUCAGCACAGGUUCUAGCAUCAGCAAGCUCUUUAAAUAACACUAAAGAGUUGAGAUUGCCACCUCUGCUGAAACCUGCCACCAUCACUUUCCCCACACUGCAUAAUGGGGUGAUGCUAGAGAAGGACCUCCCAUCCAUAUUAAACAUAUUUGAAAAGACUGAUCCUGGUACACCUCAGCAGAAAGUUGAAGCACCCACUAACCAGGUAGCUGAGAAACAAGCAGCUAGAUUGAUUAUAACCAGAAGAAAAAAGAUGAGGAAACACAAGUUGAGAAAACUACGUAAGAAGAUGAAGUUUGUCUGGGCAAAAGUAAGACAGAAAAGGGAGUAUAGGAAAGAGAAGCAAUUUCAGGCGGAACAGAUGGCCAAAGUGCGCAGAUAUGAUGCAUUUGAUGCUGCAGAGUACGUGAAGGACAUCCUGCGGCAAACAAAGGAGAAGCCCACUCCAAAGACCUGGAAGAGCAAGCGACUGCCAGAAUUCCUUAUCAAGGAAUUGAUGAAAAAAGAGGAAGAGAAGAAAAUUAAGAAUAGGCAGGAAAGAUUGAAGCUGGAAGCUUUACAAAAAAUCAAAGAUAACUAUAAAUCUGACCUUUUGAGCAAGUAAUGGUCAUACUACAUGAAGCAAGAAGGUAAAAAAAAAAUGUUGGUUUUCAUUGUUUUUAUUGUACUGUACAUAGCAAAUAAUUUAUAUUGAAUAAGAAUUCACAUGAAUUAUGAAAUCUUAAUUAUUAUCUAAAUUUUUUCGUAGUUUCUCUUUUCACAUAUAGAAUUUGAUUUUACUCUUGUUAGAAUAAAGAUUCACAUGAAUUCA